AUGAAGACGUCCUUCGCUGCUGUUGCCGUCUCCCUGGCCUCUGUUGCCUACUCUCAGAGCAUCUCCGACCUUCCCAGCUGCUCGCUCAACUGCUUCGUCGACACUCUGGGCAGCGAUGGCUGCGCGUCCCUGACCGACUUUGAGUGCCACUGCAAGGUCCCCGGCCUGACCGACCAGAUCACUCCCUGCGUCCAGAAGGCUUGCUCUGCCUCUGACCAACAGGCCGUUGCCUCGCAGGUCGUUGCUCUCUGCGAGCAGUACGGCAUCACCAUCACUGUGCCCACUGCCUCGUCUAGCGCUGCUCCUUCGUCCAGCGCCGCCGCCAGCACCCCGGCCGCUUCCUCUGCUGCCGCCACCACCGCCGAGUCCUCUGCUGCUGCCACUACCCCCGCCUCCGCAUCCAGCUCGGCCGCUGCCACUUCUACCGUGACUUCCUCCCCCUCGGCUACCGACGUCGUCAUCUCCACCCCGGUUGCCACUCCGACCACCCCUGGCGCCUCGACUCCCGGCGGUGCCACUCCGACCCCGUCCCAGUUUGAAGGUGCCGCUCCCACCGCUGGCGUCUUUGGUGGCGUUGUCGGCCUUGCCGUCGCUGUUGCCGCGGUUGCCGGCUUGUAA
Messenger RNA from Diplodia corticola, 618 nucleotides. RefSeq names its product proline-rich antigen. Lineage: Eukaryota; Fungi; Ascomycota; Dothideomycetes; Botryosphaeriales; Botryosphaeriaceae. The record is from RefSeq and is a predicted model, not a curated record. The coding region runs from base 1 to 618 and encodes 205 amino acids. The transcript is spliced from 3 exons.